This is a messenger RNA of Camelina sativa (false flax), 1757 nucleotides long. RefSeq names its product putative F-box protein At3g58960. The record is from RefSeq and is a predicted model, not a curated record. Gene Ontology annotation, molecular function: protein binding. Lineage: Eukaryota; Viridiplantae; Streptophyta; Magnoliopsida; Brassicales; Brassicaceae.
UUAAGAAAGGAUCUUAGGGUUUUCGAUGGCGAUUAUCACGGCAUUGAGCAUCAAAAAAAAAAAAAACAAGGGAGAAAGCUUUGGAGUUUUCUAAUCGGCUUUUGAUUGAAGGAGAAGAAUUAAGUUAUCUGUGAAUUUUGGUUUAGUUCUAUUCGGACUUCGCUGUUGUUCCAAAGUGCUGAACCAAUUGAGCGAAAAAGGAAGGAUGGAUAGCAUCAGCAUCAGCAUCAGCAUCAGCAUCACUCUACCUGAUGAUAUAAUUAUCCACAUUGUAUCUCUUCUUUCGGCAAAGGAGGCUGCUUUCGUAUCUCUUCUUUCAAAGAGGUGGCAGAACAUGUUUACAAUCAUUCCAAAUGUUGAGUUUGAUGAUGACUCUAUCCAGGUUCAAGGGAUGAUGGAUUUCUUAAACGCAGUGUUGGUUCUUCCUCCCAGUUCCCGCGUAAAGAGCUUGUCUCUAAAAUGUCGAAAGGAUCGGACACGCUAUGAUCAUAUCAACCGUUGUCUCUGUAAUGUGCUUAAACGUGGAGUCAUGGAUCUUAAACUGGACUUAAGAUGUGGACAUGGGUAUCGUCUGCCUUUUUAUGUCUUCUCUUGCAAGACGCUAGUUGAGCUGCAUCUAGGGACUGGUCUUGUUGUUGAUCUUCUCACUAAGAAUGCUCUUCUCCCUGCGCUUAAGACUCUCAUUAUUGAUUCGGUUCGAUUCUAUGACCAUUGUGGUUGUGCGUUCCAAAUGCUUCUUUCUGCUUGCCCUGUCCUUGUGGAGUUAGUGAUGCGUGAUGUGGAGUUGGAGCAUUGGCAAUGGUCACGCACUGUGUCCAGUCCGACCCUCCAGAGACUUGCUAUUAACCAUAGAUAUUUCUUUGAUGUCAUUCAUUAUGAUUUGGAGAGCAUUACUUUUGAUACUCCGAGUCUUACCUCCCUGAGUUACUUUGAUUUUGCUCCGCGAUCCUAUCCAAUUGUUAACCUUUGCUCCCUUGUUGAAGCUUCUGUCGGUCUUUCUUUGCCAGAUGAUCACGUCUGGAUCCGACAAUAUGCAGGUGAUCAUGAUACUAUUACUCUUGAUAUCACCAAUCUGAUUAAGGGGCUUAGAAAUGUCGAGAUCUUGAAGUUAUCCACUCCUAUGACGUUGGAGGCGUUUUAUUGCUUCCUUGAAGUAAUUCCAGUAUUUGAAAACCUGCAUCGUUUAUGUGUUACAUCUGAGCACGACUUCCGUUGGCCAACUCUGCCAUAUUUGCUAAAGAAGUCUCCAGUUCUAAAGACUCUCUUCAUCAAGGGUCCCUUGCACUAUAAUUAUUAUUCGGACGAUGAUGAUGAAGAACCUGUUUUUGAGUACUUGCCGGAAUAUGAUUUCCUAUUGUCAUGUCCUGUGAAGGUCCUGGAGAUAACCGAGUACAGCGGAACUAGAGGAGAAUUGGAGCAAAUCAAACUUUUCCUGGAGAACUUGUUAUGUCUUGAGCUUGUCAAAGUUUGUGUUUGUGAAACAGACUACGAGGAACAGAUUCAACUAAAAACUAAUCUGCUAAACCUUCCUAGAUCGUCCAAGUGCAAUAUCCAGUUUUUUAUGCCUCAUGGGAAGUCCGUCUGAGGAUGACUCUGUUUUGUAGUCACUGUUACAUAGACUGUCUAUAUAAUGAUGAUUUUUCAGCAGUUAGUUAUUUACUUAUUUUUGAUUUUUAUCAGUUAUUUGCUUUGAUUGACUGACUGCUUAUGGAUUUUGUUUUGGUUUGAUCUUUUCAAUAGCAAUUCGGUUUACCUGA